CAACAAAUGGCGUCUCUAUCACCGUUCAACUUGCUCGUACUAACUUGCAUCAGUUUAUUCGAAAACCACCGGUAGAAAAUAAUUUUUAAGAAUAAUUACACCAUUAUGGCAACUAUGAUCAACGGUCAGUUGAUCCUGGAAGAGGAAUAUGAUGAAAACUAUCAACCGACAGAACAAGGUAAAUGAAAUUUCAACUGUGCAGUUUUUGUCAUGUUUACGUCUAAGUGCAUGCAAGGUUUUAGUGAUUGAAAUAAAGCUCGGAAUAUUUUCCUAAUUUGUUGGACACGGUGAAGGUCACAUUGAGAUAUUGGUGGUUCAACUUUUUCAUCAUCAAUUUUAAUCCACUGGUCUGGCGAUCGAAGAUGCCCGAUAGUAAAUGAAAUGUAGGUAGGCAACCGUGUAGACGUACAAAUGCACUCUGAUGUAGAAAACGUUAAUCUGUUAUAAGAGUUCUUUGGUUCGACGCUGUAAAAAAAGAAAAAAAAAAGAUUAACUAAAGCGGUUAUAUAAUUUUAGAAAUUUACCUCUCCCCAAAACAAUAUAUAAAUAACAAUCUGCUACAACGUCAGAUGAACAACAAACAACGUGUAAAUGCAGUUAAAUGAUCGAAUGUAUGGUCAGGCGAACACAAAAUAUACAAUCAGGUUAGGAAAAUAACGUUUCUCAAGACUUUUCUCUGACUUAUUAUUGUUAAGCAAAUUUAUCUUUGGUUUCUUUUGAUCAAGCAUAUAUCAAGGAAUGAAGUUUAACUAAGCAUCUUUUUCAUGUUUAACACACUUAUCAACUUUGAAAUCUUGUUAGUGCGAAGGAGUUAUCAAUUCUGUUCCAAAACUGUCCAUAGAGUACAAGUCUUAAGCAAUCCUAGCUGUUGAGACCUUAAAAAAGUGUACUUUUUAUAUUGUAAUUUAUCUAUGAGUUUUGGUAUAAUCUUUAUGUUUGAGCGCUGAGGCAAAUAGCACUGCAUUUGUAAUUUUUUUCAAAUUUCCUUUGCAGAGAUAUUUGAGUAUGCUCAAUCAAUAGGUAUAGAUCCUAUUAACGAAAGAGAUCUUCUGUUUAUUGCAAGGGAAGGUAUUGUUGCUCCUCUACCUACUGAUUGGAAACCUUGGUGAGUAAAAUAAAGCUUUAAUCUAAGAAUUAAACUUCCAAGUUUAGUAAUAAACACUUUGACCAGAUUUUAGUUAUAAAAACAAUAAGGAACUCUUACCAACUGAGUUCAAGGACUGUAUUAUAAGUUACGGACCAAUUUUUUUCUGCUCAGAUUUAUGGCCUGAGUCCAAAAUGGCAGCAGAAAAAGGGAGGUUCUGUAACUUACAGUAUGGGUUCAAAUUGAGAGGAAAAGUUUCAAUUCAGCCAUGAAUAGUAGAGUGUCAUGUAAUAAAAUACAGCCUGCUAAAUUGACCAAUCAUCUAGUGCAUGUACCAACUGAGAGAUAAAAUAAAUGCACCUUAUUCAAUGGUUUAACCCUUUAACUCCCAAGAUCAGAUUGUUAAUUCUCCCCACUAGCUGCUACACAUUUCCUUCUAAAUUGGUUCGAGAAGUUUGGUGUUAGAUCAAGAAAAAACAACUUCUAUGUGAUAAGUUUAAUUGUUCUCAUUACCUGUUUUCUAGAAAGUGUAUGGGUAUAAAAGGGGGAAGAUGCCUCUCAAUCACUUCUGGGAGUUAAAAGGGUUAACAUGCUUGUAUAUUACUUGCGUAUGCUUUGUGAGUUGGUGAAAGAAAGAAAAUCAAUAUUAUAUUUUAUAAUUUAACACUUCAUUCUCAGAGCCAUAAUUAUAACAGAUGUAUAGGAGAUAAAUAGUAGAAUUGUCAUGUAAAGUGCUUCAACCAUAAAAAUAAGGACUGUUUUCCAGAACUCAACCAUUUAUUUUAUGAGGUCUCAUAAAUCACAUGGCCUUAACGUCACUAAAGGAAUGGCAUGCAGUGCAUACAAACAAGAUUAAAUAUAUAAAAAUGUCAAUGUGUAGCUGUGACAAGAAUUGAUUUUGAGAUCUUCAGGCCAGGGUGAGUAAGUCAAUAUGUACAAGUUAGUGAAACAACCUGUAACAGCACUUCUAAUUAAUCCCUCAACUCCCAAGAUCUGAUUAUUAAUUCUUCCACUUAGUUAAUACACAUUUCCUUGUGAAUUUGUUUGUAGAGAAUUGGUUGUUUGAUUGAGAUAACAACUUCUAUCUGAUAAGUCUGUGUAUUCUCAUUACCUGUUUGCUGGAGAAUGUGUGAAUAUUACAGGAAGAAGUUCUAUUAUAAUCACUUCUUGGAGUGAAAAGGUUAAUAACCUUUCCUUAUUUGAACAAUUAUUUUUCAGUCAAGAUGCCAGUGGAGAUAUUUACUACUUUAAUUUCCACACGGGUGACAGCGUUUGGGAUCACCCAUGUGAUGAAUACUAUAGAAGCAUGGUUACUGAGGAGAGGAGAAGAAGAAGCACUUUGAGUGCGUCGGCAAAAAAAGAAAAUAAGAAGAAGGAUAAAAAAGAUGGAGGCAAAAAGAUUAAGUCACUAGAGGGAUCUUUAAAUAAACAAAGGGUAAAAUAUUGAUUGAUAUAGCAUGGAUUUAAUGAAUUGUGCAUUUAGUAAUUCUUAAAUUCUUCUUGGACACUUAACCCUUUAACUUCUAGAUCAAAUUUGUAAUUCUCCUUACUGUCAACCGUACAAUUCUUAUGAUGUUAGUUCAGAGAAUUUAGUAUUGGAUCAACUAAUUAUCCCCAAAUUGGUAUUUUUCUUUAUUCUCAACACUUAACUGGUUGAUUUUGUAUUGAUGUUGUAAAGAGAAAUUCUGUCUUGGUCACUCAUGGGAGUUAAAGGGUUAAAGUUACGAGAAGGAGUUGACAAAUCAACUGCAGUAUAUUAAUCAUUAUAUAUUUAUCUACUUGUCUGAUGAUCAAAGAUGACAAAAGCUGAAAUUGUGGUAGACACACAAAUACACUUUGACGCAGAAAACUGCAAUCAGAGGCUAAAGAACUUAAGAAUAAUGUUUUGUAAAAUAAUAUUUCAUGACAAAGUCAUUUAAUUCUAGAAACCUUAGAACUUUUCCCAAAGUAUUUUCAUUCAUCAGACCCUCCAACAAUGAACCUCAAUAGUUUAGAGGCAAUUUUUUUACUUGAAUUGUCAUUAACUUUUGCUGGGAUUCAUUCAUUCAUUCAUUAGACAGCAAAUACAGGCUGUACAAUUACGAAUCUUUCCCAAGCCUUUCCUUACGUAAAAAGGUCCUGUUUUAAUUCUCCUGUUUCUUAACUGUGCAGGCUUUUAGGAAAAGAAUGAAAAUGUAAGAACCCUUUCUCCAAUUUGAAGAUAUCUUGCAGCUAAUUUGAAUUUUAUUAUUAUUUUCACUGGAAAGUGAUUUGUUCAAUGUCCUCUUUAAGUCUCUUAGCCCUGGUUUGGCACCACUGAAAGGUGAAGGUUCCUUGGCUCCAUUGAGAGAUUCAUCUCCAGGACGCUCACUGGGUGGUUCCCUUGGAGCAAGUACAGGUUCCCUUGGUGGGAGCACUUUAGGUAGGGGCCCUCUUGGAGGGGGCUCUCUUGGAGGGGGCUCUCUUGGAGGGGGCUCUCUUGGAGGGGGUUCUCUUGGUGGGACCUCCCUUGGAGGUUCUCUGGGAAAAAACCCACUAGGUGGAGGCUCUAGCAAUGGGCUUCGAACUAGUGGAAGGUUUUCAGGUGCAGAACGACAUAUGGAUCCUUUCAAGCAGGCUCCUCUUGGUGGCGUUAAGGAUUCACUUGGGGUAAGUUCAAGGCUUUCGAUAUUCAGUCCUUUUUUCUUUUGUCAAAAAAUGUUAACCCUUUUUAUACAGCCAGUUUUGAAGCUCUCUAUAAUGAAGGUCAAUUCUCUUUCCCAUAAUUGGUUAGAAAAAUUAGGAUUCCACUGUUACAUGUAAUAGUCAUAGGGAAUGUCAGCUCAUCACAUUUAUUGACCAGUAUGUUAAGUUUGAAUUAAUUUGAGUUUUGUUGCAUUUAUAAAAACCAGAAACAGUCAACAGAUCAAGAAAAGUUUGGUCGAGGAGUCAGCGAUGGUAGUGGAACAAUCACCCUAAGCACUGGAUUAGGAGACAACAUAAAUCUGAACUUUAUGACUGAUCUUUCAGAUGAUGAGGAAGGCAAGGUAUGCAAUUAGUGUACAGAUUUCAGUUACCAAGGUAAUGUAUAGAUUUAGCCAAGCCUAAAAGUGGAGCUUGCAUUUUUUUCCCCCGCACGUCUCAAGGGCACAAUGCCUUGCCCUGGCCAAGACUAGAACCCAGGUUGUCUGACUCGGAGCCCAGUGCACUGACCACUGGACUACUGGACAAAGCUGUGGCAUUGACGUGCCUGCGGUACAGUUGACCAUGCAUGUUAAAAGUAGCACCUUGUAUGGUCGUACGGUCGUACAUCCAAAUUUUUUCAGCUUGAUGGGUUACUACUAUUUUGUAUAAUUACGGGGCUACGCUCUGCGAGCUCCGCUAUUACCUUAAUACCUUGGUUACCAAAAUUUGUCAACCCUUUAACUCCCAGAAGUGAUAAAUAUGUAACUUUUCCCUAUAAUAUCCAUGCAUUGUCAAGCAAACUGAUAAUGAGAAUACUCAAAAUUAUUAGGUAAUAGACUUGUUAUCAUGAUCUAACACCAAAUUAUUGUAACUAGUUAACAAGGAAAUGUGUUACAGCCAGAGGGGAGAAUUAAAGAUCAGAUCAUUGGAGUUAAAGGGUUGAUGAAUUCUACUAUUUUCCCCACAUAUUUUGAAAAUCAGAAAAUGUAGCUCCAAAACUUGAAGGUGCCACUCUUCAUAUGUGAUGUAAAUUAUUUCCCUUAUAUCUGGUCUGAAAAGAUUUUGACGAUUUGUUUUGAUUUGCAGAGUGAUCUUGGACGGCCAACAAUUGAUCUUGCUGGUGUACAUGACAUAGGAGCACUUGGCUAUGAGGUGAGUUUACUUGAUGUAUGAAGAUGCCUUCAUUUAGCAAACAUUAAUGAUUGAAUUAAGAAAUCUUUCAACAGGACUUCAUGUCUUCCAAUCCAGUCUUUAAUCAUACUUGUGAUUAACAAAUCCUUUGUGGUCAUCUAAUUUUGAUGAUCAAUUGUAUGAUUACAGACUAAAUUUGACUCCACUCAGUCCUAUUAUAAUGGUAACCAUUAUUUAUAGAUUCAAUAUUAAGCAAUAGACUUCAGAUGAAGGCUACAGAAAAUAAACUAUAUAGGAUUUCAACUCCAGAACCUCUUUGUUUUGAGAUAUUAAAAUUACUUACUAGGUUUUGUAAGAUAUGAUUACCAGUUAGAGACUAAACACAAAUCUGUUCUAUUAUUGUAUAUUUAGGACUCAGAAGUGGAAGAAAGCUCAAAUAUCAAGACUCCUGUCACACCAUCGAUGAGUGAUGUUGAUGAUGGAGAAGAAGUGGUGAGCACACUAAACUGACUUUUUGUUUUAUAACUGUGCCUUUGGGGUCUGAAAAAGGUGAUGUGCACUGUGCCAGUGUAUGUACAGAGAGUCAAUGGUCUAGGCCUUUGUAAAAUUAUUGUGGAUGAUUGAAUGAUGGACCUGAUUGAUAUGAAUUGAUUUUCCCAAAUUCCCCUUUCACUCCUUUUAGUGAAAAUUUUGAAUUUUAUUUUCUCCCAUAAAUCAAAAUCCUGUAAUUUCAAGGGUUUCUUUGGGUCAUAGCAACAUGUCUAUGUACAACUUUACAUCUGAUGACAUAUGAAAUUUUGGAGGGUACAUGAUUGGUAGGUCAGUAAAUAUAUUCACAUAGUGGUCUUUUAUAAUCAUCUUAUCACAACUUUUGGACUUAAAAAAUGGAAAUUCAUAUAAAUCAAAAAAUAAGGUCUAAUUAUUUAAACAAAGUUUAGUCAUUGUUUAACAAAAUUAUGUCCUCAGUUAAGCUGCAUUUUUUUUCUUUGUGAUCUGUGUCAAGAGGGCCAAAAGCUAAAAAUGGAAGGACAUUUAUUUAACCAAAUCAACCCUCUUUUAAAGAAAGUCUGAGGCCCACUGAUUGUGUAAAAUGGUGGUGUAGGAUGGUUUACAGUCAAGUCGCUCGAGACUCAUCUCGCCCGAAGUCAUGUCGCUUGAAACCCGAGUCAUGUCAAGUCACCCGAAGAAACAAAUACUAAAAAGAUCUGAUCUGAAAACGGAAAUUUGGUUCCCACAUGGUGUUGUCGGAAACAAAGAGCGCUUUAGUGAUAAAAAAAUUUCUCAACGUUAUUGCCUAUUUACAGUCUGAAAUUCUGAUCUUUUUAGUAUUUGUUUCUUCGGGCGACUUGACUUUUUUUUUCGGGCGACAUUUCUAAAAUUUCGAGCAACAUGACUUAGGUUUCGGGCGACAUGACUUCGGGCGAAAUGACUCCUGGGCGACUUGACCGGUUACCGUGUAGGAUAGACCUUGUGUGAAUAACUGGCAUCAAGUGUUUAAAUUAAUUGUGUUGAUUUUGUUUCUGUACAGGACUUUGGUAUCAACAGGACAUUAUCUGACAGACUGGAAGGAAUGAGUGCAGAGCUUUUAAGUCCAGCACAAAGUGCUACUAAGUCAGAGGUGUAUAUUGCGAUGUAAAAGACCCUAAUUUGUAUUUUGUUAGUAUUUCUUUCAUGAAAACAAAAUGUGCCAAUUUGCUCAUGACUGGGCCAUUUUCAACAAAAUCAAUAUGUGCCUGUCAUGCAUGUUGUGUUAAGUUAGCAACUGUCAAAGUUACCGGUCAACCAACUGACAGAUUGACUGAAUGCGGUAGUUUGCACAAUGCUUAAUACACUAUAGCGAGAGUUUCCAAGUCAACUGCUGAACUCCAUGAUCUGAUUGGUUAUUCUCCCUUCUAUCAUUUGCAAUACAUUUCCUUUAAUUAGGUGAGAGAAUUUGGUGUUCUAUCUUGAUCAAACAAUUCACUGGAUAAGUUUUCUUUUCUCAAUUUUGUUUGCUGGAUAAUCUUAAAAAUUUUCAUCGGAGAAAUCACAUGAUGAUCACGUGUGGAGUUAAUUGAUCAUGUUUUCUUAUUGUCUGAGUGUGAGUAGUCCUUAAAAAAGACUGUUGUCUGUGAAAGUCAGCCACAUUUUGAAUGGUUUUAUGUGAGCGGAAGUGACCCAAAAGUCGUCAUUAGGUUCACCUCAUAUGAUAAUUUGGGUAACCGGUCAAGUCGCCCGAGAGUCAUCUCGCUCGAAACCUGAGUCAUGUUGCCCGAAAUUUUAGUGAUGUCGCCCGAAAAAAAAAGUCAAGUCGCCCGAAGAAACAAAUACUAAAAAGAUCAGAAAGUCUUCAUGGCUUUGUUAGAAACCAAGAAAAAGUUUCUCAAGCUUACGAACUGUCCGUGAGUAGGAAACAAGUACAUACCAAACGAACAACGCUUUAUUUUUUUGUUAGAAACGGAGAACGUUUUCCUUUGUAGUUAGAAACGAACAACGCUUUUAGAAUCGUUACUCAAACAUAUUUCGAUUCCGAGCAUACGAUCGAUUUCUGUGUAGUGAUGUCGCCCGAAAAAAAAAGUCAAGUCGCUCGAAGAAACAAAUACUAAAAAGAUCAGAAAGUCUUCAUGAUAUUGUUAGAAACCAAGAAAAACUUUCUCAAGCUUACGAAAAGUCUGUGAGUAAGAAACGAUUACAUACCAAACGAACAACGCUGCAUUUUGUUGUUGGAAACGGACAACGUUUCCCUUUGUUGUAAGGAACGAACAACGCUUUCAGAAUCUUCAUGGUGUUGUUGGAAAAAAAGAGCGCUUUAGUGAUAAAAAAGUUUCUCAACGUUAUUGCCUAUUAACAGUCUGAAAUUCAGAUCUUUUUAGAUUAAUUUAUUUUUUCGGGCGACUUGAUUUUUUUUUCGGGCGACAUAAAUAAAAUUUCGGGCAACAUGACUCAGGUUUCGGGCGAGAUGACUCUCGGGCGAGAUGACUCUCGGGCGACUUGACUGUAAACCGAUAAUUUGCCACUACCCAUUUAUACUCUUGGGAGGAGAGCAGCACUGUGAGAGUAAAGUGCACCGUAUCUUGCCUAAGGACACAACAUUAUAACCUUUCCAGCUUUCAAACCCAGACCUCUUGGCCCGCAGUUCAGUGUCUUAACCACUAGGUCACCCUAUUUCCUCCCCAAAUGAGCUUGUGAUGUUUCCAAAUUUUCCUUCCAGGCUCAAGCUGGUGGACUUGCAGCUGUGAGCAGUAGUGUAAGGACGAUGGCUGGGGUGAGGAGUAGCGAUAUUUUGAUUCGAGAUCCAAGUCCUUCAAGGUAAACAACAAUGACUACAAUAGUACUGUAAUUGGAUGAUGGCAACACCCAAAACCGUCUACGACAAAUAAGACAAGAGGAGAGAAACGAAUAAAUCACACAGAUACUAUUCAAGAGAGUCCAACCCCUAAUGUUUAGACUAAUUGAUUAUGCACAGACGCAGCUUCUUAACUUCUUCUUCUUUGGCCAAACAAAACGAAAAACAUUCUCAUGCAGAAACAGGUCUGGGCACUUUCUUACCUCUACCAGGCCUUAAACUAUCUACGACUUUUGUUUUUUUUUCUCAAUUUCUGAGUAAUGUCCAUUUUAAUCGAGUGGAUUGAGGGGGUUAGCCAACUAUGACUCCUGAAUGUUGGGUUUAUUAAAGGUUGUGGAGCUUUCCGGCAUUUUCUCCUGCUUGUAAAUGGAUAAUAAAAAGUGUUGUAGGUUUAUCCUUUCUUCCUUCCCUCUCCAGCGUUUCCCUAACCUUUCUCACCCCACCCCCCCCAUUUUGUCUAGUGCCCGAAAAGUUGACAGAUGCCCACUUAUUACUCCCAGACUCACGAGCAAUCCUUAACUUAUAUCCUAAAUUUGGUGUGUGUGUGUGUGUGUGUUUUUCAUUUCCUAGUAACAAGGAGAGUGGUGUAACAACGAAUAAGGAAGAAGACAGGUUACAGAGAGCAACGUUACAAGCAGAGGCUGCAGAAAGGUAAGAGUGAGAAUAUAUUUGAAAAUCCCAGCUGUAUCGUCAAGUGAAGGGCCUUUUUUUACGCAGUGGUUAUCAGGGUUUUAACGCUGCAAUAAUCAGAGCGUUACAAACAGUUUUACCAGUGACACCUGCUAAGCUGCAUGUCUAAAAACCGAAAGUAAGGUCGGACGAAGGGUACAUGUAGGACGCACGAAUCUACAAUUGUAGGUAUAAGGACACCAGAAACAAAGCUGUAAGAAUUAACACAAUUUAAAACAAUUGAGUGUCCUAAAACCAAAACCAUAGUUAUAUAAGCCGUAAAUCAGGGCAAAGAAAAUAUAUCCAAGAAGCUAAUGAGAACUCCAAGUGAAAACAAGCAAACACGGUUGACGAAAUCGCAAUUGUUUUGGUUUUGAAUCUCAUUGGUUGAUAAACUGGUGUGAGUUUUUUGGACCAAUCACCGAGUGAAGUAAAGUAAAACUAAUCAAUCAAUGUAAUCUCGGAUUGAAUAUCCUUGGUUGAAAAAAUGGCUUGCGUUUUCUGAGACCAAUCACAGAGCGAAGUAAAAUGAAACCAAUGCAAUCACAGAUUACUUUCGACGGUCAAUCGAAAAUUGCUCUAAGUACUGAUGAUGCAAUUCCUUGGUGGCUGUUUAGUGUUUUGAAUCUUCAUGUCUUCAAUUGCAGAAGAGCAACAGAUCAGAGGGAACAAGAGCAAGCAGAGAAUCAGGAAAAAGAAAAGUAAAUAUAAGCUCUCUUUAUCUCAAAUUUAAAAAACCCGGGUUUCCUUUUUACAGUGUCUAUGGUAAUCAUAAGUCUGAUACAGUUCUACCUUGAAAGUUUGGUGAUGUAACUGUCAGGAAAAUUACGAUGUGUUUUGUAGGCUAGCAAAAGAAGCAGCCAAAGCAAUCGAAGACAUGAGGAAAGCCACUGAGAAAGAACUGAACGAGGCAAAGCAGAAACUACAGAAAGAGAAAGAAGAUGCUCUGAGGAAGCUCCAAGAGCAAUAUCGAAAAGAACAGGACAGUGAGGAAGAACGACUGGCAAAGGAACACGAUGCUGUGAUGAAAACACUCGGAGAAAAAGCCAGAGAAGACGCUUUAGAGGAGGAAGCCAUGUUACAGGAAGGUAAACAGGAUGCGAUGCGGAAGCUAAAACAGCAGAUACAAAGAGAACAAGAACAGGAAGAGGCUGAACUGAGAAAGGAAAAGAAAGAGGCUUUGAAAGCACUCAGAGAGGAGCUGGAAGAACAGGAGGAGCAAGAGAACGACAAGAUGGCGGAAGAACGGGAGAAAUUAAGAGAGAAAUUAGAAAAAGAAAAAGAGAUGGUACGUUUGAAAGGGUGGCUGUUUUAAAAUACUUCGCGUCGAAUCAUUUUCAGAGAAAUAUCCUGCCCUUCUUAGUAAAAUGCUACAUGCUGUCUCGUUAAAGUCCCUCGCAAAAAGAGCCUUGAACGCAUGUAAAUGCGCAAUUUGAAUGCAUAUCACUACUUUUAUUAUAAUUCAUAUAUUGCAGGCGUUGGAAGAGCUGCAGCAAAACAAUGAGUACGAACUACAACAACUAAAAACGGAGCUAGCCGAGAAGCACGAGAAAGCAUUGCAGGAACUGAAGAGUGAGUUAGAAGUGGCGCAAAACAGCGAAUUAACUGCUGCGCGCAGAUCUGCGGCGGAAUCCAAAGCUAACUUCACUAUGAGUAUGGACUCACUGGAUGUAGAGGUAAAAGUGAUCUGGAAGUUCUCUUCACCCUUUGGCAUUGGUUGCUUAUAGUUAUUGUUCAGACAAUUUGAUGGUCGAAGGAAGUUUUCCUUUUUUGUCGGAAAAAUCCCAGACGGCGUCUUGUUCACGCCUAGAAAAUUUCUUUCGCUAAUUAUUAUUUUUGUCUUUCCUGAAAGGCUCAACAGGAAUUUCAGAAAAGGAGAAAAGAUUUAGAAGCUAAGAACGAGAAACAGCUAGUAAGUUGAGCGACUAUUUGGCGAAAUUUUGAGGACCUAGUAACUGUUCACUGUCGCCACUUCGACCGAUUUCUUUCGUUUGUGGCUGAGAACGUUGCUACUUCUCCUGAAUAGAAUGCCAGUGUUAAGCCCCCAAGCAAAUUUCUUCGGGUUGCAAGGAAACUUUACAGCUACUCUGGUCUGGGGGUAGAGUAGAGUAGAGUGCCCAUGAACACUACACAUUGACUCCAACCAGGUCUCGAACCCAGACCUUUCGAAGCGGAGUCCAGCUCGGUAACCACCCGGCCACCGCUUCGCUCUUUCACCCUUGAGUUCAGUUUUUUCAACAGAUACCAUUUUUAAAAGGAUUCACCUUUUAAAAUUUAAAAUUUCCCUUUUUUAACUUUUUAAAACAAUUUUUGUAGGAGGCUUUGCAGAAAGAAUAUGAGAAGAAAAUUUACAGCAUAAAACAAGAGUGGAAGGAACAGGUAAUGUGAUAUAGCAAAAUAUUCUCCUUAAAAAUUGGGGAAUUCGUGUAAAGCAAUUUUCAUUCGAUUCUCGUGAAACCAAAAUCAAAGUUAUUACAACAGCCAAUCACAAUAAAGGCUUUUGUCAUCAUUAGCCAAUGAGGACUCAAAGUAAAAACGGGCCGGUAAACUUCCAAAUGCGCCGGAAGACGCAGGCGACCAAGUUACGAUUGGUUUUCGUUUGGCCUGUGAUUGGUAUAGAGCGUGGCGCGAGUUUUCUAAACUAAUCACAGACCGAAGUAAAACAAAACUAAGGCAAACCUGGAUUACUUUUGACAUUCAUUCGAAUGGAAGGAGGGAAGGAAAGGAAAGGAAGCUAUUUCAUCGCAGGUUCCCGCGGCAUUUUUCCAGGUUUCCAGGAAAUUUUGGUAUGGAGAGGCACUAUGAGAAAAAAAAAUGGCCGCGCAUGGCUUGAAUAUAUUUCUAUUUGUAUGCUCUACUUUACUGAAUCGUGUAUUUCACGCGCUUGUUAAAACUGUGUGAACAGGAGACCAAGGAAAGGUUUGACUUGAGCGAAAAAUGGGAAAAGGAGAAGAGGAACUUAACAGACGAACACGAAAAGAAUGUGAACAAGCUACGACAGGAGAUGGAAACUAAGAAGAACCAGCUGCAAAGCGAAUUGAACCAAAUGGUUUGUUUCUACUUUGUGUUUCCGAAAAUGACUUCUCAGUUUCAAAUAAGAGUAGAGGCACUGCAUGGCCGUGGAAAAGUGGGCUUGAAAUACGCGCUGCUAGGCACUAGUCUCUUGUUUCCUACUGAGUUUGAGUUUUAACCAUUGGUUGAGAUGCUUUGAAGAACUAUGAUUAGAGGUUCAUGGUGUGGCAAAGGUUGCUUUUCUGCUCUUCUGCUAGCUUAGUUUAAAGCCACGUUAUUUGAUCAUCACGUAGUUCAGUAGUGGAAGCGUAGGUUGCAGACGUUUACACCAUUGACGCAUUCCUUCUUUAUGCUAAAUGCGAAAAACUUUGAUAUAUUAUAAUAUAUCUAAUAUUUUAUAGUUUAUGUCAAGGUGAAGUUGGUUUUGCUUGGCGUUCAGAUUAAACGCUGAGCGGAAAUUUCGUUUUCGAAGUCUUAAACUUCAGUUUCGCUAGUGGCUUAAGUUACAGAAUUCCCCUCACUAAGAUUUGUUUUCUUCGCGAACAAUUUCGUUUUAUACAAACUUAAUGUACUGUUAAAUAGCGGUAGUUUUUUUCAAUUGAAAUAUCAGGAAGCAAGUAUGGCAACCGAACGAGACAAUCUUCACAAGCUGCGCGAGGCACUGGAACAAGAGGAGGAAGAAUUAGCCGCCCAGGUAUGCCAACUUGAACUGUUUUUUCCGUUAACAUUCAAUAUCAUUAGGAAAGGUUGCGGUCAUACUUCGUGUUGAAAUACAACCAAUGAUAAAGCAUGAUCGUUUGUUUCGCUGUAAUUUAGAUGUGGAGCGCGAUGUGUCGACUGCAAAGCGUUCGUUUUCUUCAGGCGAUGAGUUCCAUUGAUUACAUUUGCUAGGGUGAAAUCGCAGAAUCUGGUGGUUUGACCGCCAUAAACUUGCAUUUAAAGCGUUAAAUCUUUGAUAUUCCUUACUCACUAGUUACGAAGACUCGUGCUUGUCAGUUUCACUUGUCACUACAAUAAUAAAAACAAUUUUUCUGCUUGCUACAGCACAUGCGUUAGGAGUUUCGCCGAUGAAAGACUAAAAUCUUUCCUUGAUACUCAUGAAUAUUUUCCCUUUUUCCCCUUUGGUUCUUUUUUCAUAGAGGAGAGCAUUGGAGGAGAAUCAAGAGGAAAUAGAGGAGGAGAGAAAGCGACUUGUGCAGCAGAGAGAGGUAAUUUUAAAAAACUUUCACUCCUCUGAUUAAAAAGCCGGCCUGUUCUCCUGACCAAUGAUUACACAUUCCUUCUUGGCUAAUAUUGAGAAUUUGUUGUUAUGUCAUAACUGUGGUUCCUUGCUGGUAUAUUCUUACUUCUCUUGUACUGUAUGCUUAACAUUGUGUUUUUUCCUUUUUGUUGCUAUUACGCAAAUGUAAGGUCAUCUGGUUUUAUCGUCUCUUUCCCGCAGGCUCUGGCUCGAGCCGGCGAGCAAGCAGCGGCAUCGACAGGAGAGGAUGAAACACUGGCAAGGCUUCAGUUAGAUGAGAUCAAGGCAGCCAUCUCAAGUAGUGAACGUGACUUAAACAAAUUAAACAGGUUCAUGUUUCGAAUUUCGUGAUAUUAAUUUAUUAAUUCGGUAUUUAACGCUUUAUUUUUAACUCAACCCUUUAACCCCUGAGGCUGACUAGCAUCAAAGUUCUCCUUACAGUGUCGUUGAGGUCAUGAGAAUAACGGAAAUGAUCAGCAACCAAAGACACUCCCGAUUGAAAACAACCUCUCCUUGUAGGUACCACAGAAAAUGUAUAAGGAGCAGUAUGGAGAAUAUACACAUUGAUGCGAGAGUGUAAAGGGUUAAUGGCUCACCAUACCAGUUGAUUUUGGGAGCCAACACGAGGGUCAUAUGAGAUAUCAAGUGGUUUCUUUUCUUUUUUACAGAUUGAAAAAGAACCUUGAAAUCGAAUUGGACAAGUUAAGCAAAACUAAACAAGAGCUUCAGCAUGAUAUCAGGUUGGUUACCAGACUGCGUGAUGCUAUCAUCCAGCUUCGACCGUUACACACGAAUGUCAUUGCGUUACCUCAUUGUUAAUCACGGGUUUCAAGAAAAUGUGGUUACCAGUGCUCUACCGCCGCCUUUAAGAUCUCUUACUGCUGUCUAUUGAGCCUGUGAGCAAGCUUUCGUGUUUGAGUUUCGCCUCACGACCUCUUUGACGGGCACAGCUGCUCGUUACACCAUAGGCAGGUGUUUAUAGAGAGAGUUCUGGGUAUUCUUGUAAUUAAUCCUCUUUUAAUUGCUUCAUCACAGCAAUCUUACGAAAAAUCUGAAAGAACUGAAAGAAAGUUGUCGAAAGCAGAGUGAAGAGCUGCAAGACCUUCUGAUUCAGCGAGAUAAACUUCAAGAAAAACCGUCACUAACGGUGAACACGAAGACACCCUGGUAAAUGACAAUGGUCUUGAUAAGCCAGUGGCCUCCACAUCGAAAGUUAGAGAUGUAAAGAAAAGGCCCAAAAAACAAGGGGCUGAUUUGGGUUCUGAAGAUGAAGCCCUGCAUGUCGAGGACCUGGAACCUCCUGGUGUUUCCGCUACUCAGGUACCUUCCUUGACCCUAUCAACAAACGCCUCGGUUUUAAAUGCCAGCCCUUUUUCCUCCGCAAAUUUCGCUGAAUUUUAAACCUCGUGCGCUUGAGCCCGCGUUAUAGACCACAUACCUGUCACGUAGCAUUUCGUUAUUCAGCUCUGCCGCGCCCUGACUAGGUCUUUGUGUUGUACUCUUCGGUAAGGUACUAUACAGUGUCUCUCUCCACCUAGGUGCAUGGGGAAACUUGAAAAGUUGCUUAAGUGUACUUGCGAUCAGCGGUUUGCCUUUCAGGCAAGGAACGCCUUCGUGUCCCUAUUUUUAAGACCUAUACUUCUAUACACCCUUAAUUUUUCUUUACUACUGUAUAAUUUGACCGAAAGAAAGAACACUACACUCUUACAAACACAACAACUGUAUUAAACAACUUUUAAUACUCUUACUUGGGAGCGACUCUUACAGACAAUACAGUAAUUAUCCUUUAUAAACUUACUUAAGCCCACUACAAACUAUAAGUUAGGUAACCACUGAUACAAUCUCACAGUUGUCUCCAAAGUUCCUCGAAAUAAACAAUCUUCCACAAUACAGGUGUAGCUCUCUCGGUAUAGCUUUCCAGAUAAUUAGUCUCUCCCGAAAACCACAACAACUAACUACUACUACACGACUGAGACCUUAUAUACAUUUACAAAGUGUUUUAGAACAUUUCCGGAAGCUCACAACACAACUAUUUAGUUGUAUUACAUGUACAUCAAAACUAAGUAACCUAAUAGAACGUUCAAACAAUAAUAUUCAUUUUUGUUUUAUAGGGCAAUCGUCUGGUGCCACCUUCAGACAUGAAAG
Molecule: messenger RNA, 15249 nt
Organism: Pocillopora meandrina
Lineage: Eukaryota; Metazoa; Cnidaria; Anthozoa; Scleractinia; Pocilloporidae
Source: the annotation of a GenBank genome assembly